Meleagris gallopavo (turkey) is the source of this 298-nucleotide messenger RNA. The record is from RefSeq and is a predicted model, not a curated record. Lineage: Eukaryota; Metazoa; Chordata; Aves; Galliformes; Phasianidae.
GCCGAGCCGUCGGAGCGCGGCGAGCGCCGCGUGAACCCGCUGCACAUCCAGAUGCUGUCCCGUAACCUCCACGAGCAGAUCUUCCGCGGGGCGAGCGUGCGGCACUCGGAGGCGGCCGUGCGGCGCAGCAUCGAACACCUGCGGCGGCACGGUUUGUGGGGCCGGCACGGCCCGUCGCUGCCCGACGUGAGUUUGCGUUUGCCCCGCAUGUACGGCGCCGACAUCGACGAGCAUUUCCGCCGCCUGGCGCAGAAGCAGAGCCUGCCCUACCUGGAGGCGGCCGAGGAGCUGCUGCGCU